Leguminivora glycinivorella is the source of this 1082-nucleotide messenger RNA. RefSeq names its product cell cycle checkpoint protein RAD1 (gene Rad1). Gene Ontology annotation, molecular function: 3'-5' exonuclease activity. Lineage: Eukaryota; Metazoa; Arthropoda; Insecta; Lepidoptera; Tortricidae. The transcript has 6 exons. Gene Ontology annotation, biological process: DNA repair; DNA damage checkpoint signaling. The record is from RefSeq and is a predicted model, not a curated record. Bases 140 to 952 code for a protein of 270 amino acids. Gene Ontology annotation, cellular component: checkpoint clamp complex; nucleus.
AUAGAGAAAAAAGCUCAAGUAACUUGCAAACACGUUUUAGCAGCUAGAAUAGCUACAAUACUGGGUAAAACCGUGCCUCAUGAGGUAACUGCGGAUCAGUAUUUGAUGCUGGUGAAGUCGUUAUUCGAGUUGGAGCAAGAUGGAAGAUGAUAUGAGCCAGUAUUAUUUUACUGCGUCUAUGGACUCCGGCAAGACGCUUUGCAGUUUACUGAAAGCUAUUCAGUUUCAAGAGUCUGCAGUGUUCUGUGCCCUUGCAGAAGGCCUGAAGUUAACUGUAGAGGAAGGCAAGUGUGUGCAAGCCUCUGCUUACGUCCCGGCUGACAACUUCACAGAGUACCAUGUGCGGAGUGAUGUUGAUGUCAUGUUCAAAAUAAGUAUAGCGGUGUUAGCAGAAUGUCUCAAUAUUUUUGGGUCAGGGGAAGAGUCUAGCCUGAAAAUGUAUUACAGAGGUGAAGGGUCUCCUCUCCUUCUUGUUCUACAGCCACAAUCGCUGACUAACGUCAUGACAGACUGCGAGAUCUCCACACAGACCGCAGACUCGGUCUUAGAAUUACGUGACGAAGACUCUUCGGAAGUAGCCAAAUUGGUGCUGAAGGCACCAGCAUUUCUCGGCUUACUGGCUGAUUUGGAGAGGUCCUGUGAUAUUAUGGAGUUGAAACUGUCACCUGAGCAUCCGAAUGUCAGCAUUGUCACAUAUGGAAUGCAGGACAGAUCCUGCAUCGACAUGCCCAAGUCGUCCGAGAUGGUCCAAAGCUUCAGCUGUGAAGAGGAGGUAACCCUCAAGUAUCAAGUGCACCACAUCCGACUUAUUAUGAAAGCUCUGGCCAUUUCUACAAAGGUGGUGGUAAGAUGCAGCUCAAACGGUCUCCUGCUGCUGCAGCUAAAGCUGGAGAAAGAAGACCAGCGGCAGAUGUUCUCAGAGUUCUAUAUAGUGCCCUUACUUGACGACUGAACUUAGUAUUGUCAAAGACAUAUCGUCACUACUUUGAAAAAAUCUCGUAUCUCACGGUGCUCCUCAAAGUCAAAACGCAGUAAGUCUAUGUGCAUUUCAUACAUACUUACUACAAUUUUCUUUUCAUUGA